This is a messenger RNA of Plasmopara halstedii, 1338 nucleotides long. RefSeq names its product NYN domain, limkain-b1-type. Gene Ontology annotation, molecular function: RNA nuclease activity. The transcript has 12 exons. NCBI's taxonomy places the organism in Eukaryota, Oomycota, Peronosporomycetes, Peronosporales, Peronosporaceae. The record is from RefSeq and is a predicted model, not a curated record. Bases 1 to 1338 code for a protein of 445 amino acids.
AUGGCGACGCUAAGCUCAACAGCGUCUGCGGGUACACCAGGACUUGUCAUGGAGACUUUAGGCUCCACUCGAUCAGCGCUUAUCAUAGACGGAUCGUACGCGAUGAUCGGGGCGCGCGACCUGGGCGGUAAAAUUGAUUAUACGAAGCUCCGGGCAACAUUGGAAGAGCUGUCCUCAAAUCAAUUUGGCGAUUGCUGGUUUUUUGAUCAGAGCCCGUCUGCCUCAAGGGCUUAUUCAGCGAUGACGACAGAAUAUCAUAUGCUGAAGUUCGCGCCUCCGGAUGGGCCUCAGUUUCAAGUAAGCUUGUUUCCGAUGAAAAAAUAUAGCUGUCACUGCAAAAGAUGUGGCUUCAAUUUUACGCAAAAUGUGCAGAAGGGUGUCGACAACGGAAUCGCAACAAAAAUUUUGUCGCUCGCUUAUGAAAAUAUAUGCGAUCGGUUUGUUUUGUUUGCGGGUGAUGGCGACUUUUAUAGCUCUCUCAGCCUCGUCCGAAACGUGCUGCGAAAGGAAAUUUGGGUGAUGGGCUACAGAGGAAAACUGUCUGGAGACUUGCAGCAACUGGCAUCACGAGUCUUAUGGAUGGAUGAUUUGUGGUCCCAAGUAAAAUGUCCUCGACCAAGACUUGCGGAUGAAUCAUGUCGAAGGGAGAGAGUUCAGAGAAACCAAUGGCAAAAAAGCGAAAAACGGAUGAAUGAAGUCGUGUGGGUGGAGGAUCGUGAAGGCGAAAGUUCUGAUAUAAGUUUUGAUAAAUGUAUACUACCCAAUGGUGCCGAGGAAGUUGACAGUGGCCGACAAGUUAUCAUCACACCAAGCGUGAACGAUGUGAUAAGCCACUCGACACGAGGAAGAUCUCAAGGACGCUUUAAACCGAAAGGUCAUGGAAGAAAUGGCCGAGGACGAAGUCGCUCCCGAUCGAGGGAUCGUAUGCGCAGAAAACCACCUAGCAGCGCAAGCGUUGCCAGAUCAUACACUAGUCCUGAUAUUGUAGCCUCAUCAGCUCGCGCAUCAGCGGAUAGAACAAUGGAAAAUAAAAAGGAUGCGACUGAGGAAAAGAGAGGAACCUCUGUACGAAACGAUAAAAAACGAAAUGUUGCAGACAACAAUGUGUUCGAGCCGGCUAAACGAGGAAAGCAGAGUAAAGAGCACACUGAUAUUGCACCAUCAUUCGCUUUGUCAGACAUCAGCUCUGAUGAACAAAGUGAAAAAAAACCAUCGACGCUGUUGCCUGUGCCACUGAGACCAGUAUUCCCCGUUGUAACAGCACAGGACUGUGAUAGUAGAAUCGACCAUGUCGAUGAACAAGCGUUUGUUGCCGAUGGCAACUUGAACAGCUGCUAA